AUGUCCGAUGGUUACGCCGUGUUCUUUGGGUUAGCUACAAUCAUUACUAGCCUAAUUGCGACGCUUUUUCUGGUAGUCACAGUAGUGGUAAGCACUUUUUUGGCCAUGUAAAUGAUCUUUUACGCUUUUUCGGGGGCAAAAAUAAUUUUUUUAGGCAAUGAUCCGAAGCCGUUUGCAUCGGGAUAAAUCCGCAUAUCGAAUAAUGAUUUCACAAAAUCUGUCCGAUAUUCUCCAACUUAUACCUCAUUUCUUUGGUGGAUGUGCCUUAUUGUUCAACAAGGAAUUAGACCUUACUUUGAAUUUGGUAGGUCGUUCAAAACUAAUCUCUUUGGAGAGCGGUUCCGUCGGCUACAAGGUCAAAAAAGAUAUCAAAAUAAGCUCGAAUUUGGUAUCAAAAAGUGUCACAGAGGAAUAAAAAUAUCUAUUAUUCCUCUGUGAUACUUUUUGACACCAAAUUCGGGCCCAUUUUGAUAUCUUUUAUGACCUUUCCGUCCGCAGUUAAUUUCUCUGGAAACCGGUUCCAGUUAACAACAAGGUCAAAAAAGAUAUCAAAAAAAGCUCGAAUUUGGUAUCAAAAAGUAUCACAGAAGAAUAAAUAUAUUAAUACCUUAUUCCUCUGUGAUACUUUUCUACCAAAUUAGAGCUCUUUUUGAUAUCUUUUAAGACCUUUCUGUCCGCAGUUACACUCCGUAUAAUAUCCUUUUCAGAUACUCGGCCAUAUAAUGUAUUGCAGUUGGAAUGUUAUGAUAUUUCUUUAUUUAUUACUGGCAUUUGAUCGGUUUUGUAUGCUGAACUUUACAAGGGGCGAAAUUCGCCCAGCCUGUGCCAAUGUAAGCAAUUGUUGAUUGUACAACAGAGCAUUAUAAUCUUUCUCAUCAAAAAAUCUCUUAAAUUUUAGGCUCAAAUCCUCUUUUGUUGGAUUCUCGGUGCAAUAACUGCUUACUUAUUUUACUUUUGCAAUCACAAUUUAAUUUUUGUUGUUUCUGCGCUCUGCUGGACUACCGUUAGCCAAGCCGACUCUACUUUGUACGACUUUCUCUACAGAAGCCAAUAUGCAGAACUUAUUUUAACGUUCAUCUUGAGCUGUUUUAUCGUUUUGUCAGCUGGUUUAAAGGUAAUCGUUUUCUUAUUUCGACUAGAGACGCUUUUGUUACAGUGACGGACCUGAUCUAGCGGCAAGAAAUGUGCCAUUUUACGUCCGGGAAGCAUCAAAAAUGUAGCAAAAUACCUCCCUCUCCAACUAAAAUUAGUUUUUUCACUUGUAGAGGGAGGUAUUUUGCUCCAUUUUUGAUACUUCCCAGAUGCAAAAUGUUACAUUUUUUUGCCAACCAUAACAUGCCUUUCUCUAUUUUCAGCGCUACAAAUAUGUCAAAGCAAAACGGCUCAAAAACAAAGAGCAGCAGAUCUUGGCGCAGAAUGUGCUUUCAUUUAUGAGUACUGUUGGUAACAUGUAUGCUUGGAAUUAUCAAAAUUCUGCGAAAAACCAGCUGCUCUUCGCGGCAAUUAUUAACCUUCAUUGGGUUGCCAUUUGUGGAAUGACGCCUUUUAUCAGCUUCGUAAUGAAUUCGUAAGUUCGUUUUGAUUCGGCGUUACUCCAAAUUUGAUCGGUUCUCUUUAGGGAAAGGAUUUCGUUGCGGGACCCAAAAAUUUGAAAAGCUCCAAAAAAUCCGUCAUAGUGACUGAAUAAGAGACUGAAUUUUUUAAAACAGGUUCUAUGAACACAUUUUUUAUACCAUUUACCACACUUUUACUUAAAAAAUCGUCAUUAUGACCGAUUUUUCGGAAAUUCUUUUAUUUCUUGGUCUCACAACGAAAACGCCAAAAAAACUCCAAUUUUCCCAAAAAAAUUCAAUGCUCAACAAGUUCACUAGUAAAUUUGCAUCAUGAUAAACCUAUUUUUAGUGAGAUCCGUGCGGCAGUCCUCAGUUUUUUAGGACGAAAACCGGUUUCAAAUCAGUCGGUUACGGUAGUCAGCAGGUUUGUCACGCCAACUUACGGCUAA
Messenger RNA from Bursaphelenchus xylophilus (pine wood nematode), 2002 nucleotides. The record is from the annotation of a GenBank genome assembly. Lineage: Eukaryota; Metazoa; Nematoda; Chromadorea; Rhabditida; Aphelenchoididae.